CUCUGUUGCUUUAUUUUUGUGUGGAGGGAGGCGCUGCAUUGUCUGUGCCUUCUGCCUUCUGCACCUGGAGAGCUGGCUCUGCCUGGAAACAGGCAACAGGUUACUUAUCAGGGUGUCUCAGCUGUCAGAUGGCAGGGGUGAUGUGUGAGGGAGGCUGCGUCCUGGGGUGCCAUUGACUACCCGCUGCCGCCCCCUGACCUGCCUCCCUGCUGUCAGAGAUGCUGAUGGACAAGGCUCCUCUCAGCCCCUGCAAAGUAUGAGGGCGCUAACAAUGGCUGCCGGGAAAAGGGGUGGGGGCUGAGGAGAGGGGAUCAGUCAAGGAUGAGAGGGCUUUAGACUCAUUCCUCACACAGUAGCCCUACGAGGAAAGCCAUGGUUGAAGGCCUUCAGGUCACAGUGCCUGACAAGAAGAAGGUGGCCAUGCUCUUCCAGCCCACUGUGCUUCGAUGCCACUUUUCCACGUCCUCCCAUCAGCCUGCGGUGGUUCAGUGGAAGUUCAAAUCCUACUGCCAGGAUCGCAUGGGAGAAUCCUUGGGCAUGUCUUCUCCCCGAGCCCAAGCGCUCAGCAAGAGGAACCUGGAAUGGGACCCCUACUUGGAUUGUUUAGACAGCAGAAGGACCGUCCGAGUGGUAGCUUCCAAACAGGGCUCGACGGUUACCCUGGGAGAUUUCUACAGGGGCAGAGAGAUCACAAUAGUUCACGAUGCAGAUCUUCAAAUUGGAAAGCUCAUGUGGGGAGACAGCGGACUCUACUACUGUAUCAUCACCACCCCGGAUGACCUGGAAGGCAAAAACGAAGACUCAGUGGAACUGCUGGUGUUGGGCAGGACAGGGCUGCUUGCUGAUCUCUUGCCCAGUUUUGCUGUGGAGAUUAUGCCAGAGUGGGUGUUUGUCGGCCUGGUGAUCCUGGGGAUUUUCCUCUUCUUCGUGCUGGUGGGGAUCUGCUGGUGCCAAUGCUGCCCUCACAGUUGCUGCUGCUAUGUCCGCUGCCCAUGCUGCCCAGAUUCCUGCUGCUGCCCUCAGGCCUUGUAUGAAGCAGGGAAAGCAGCCAAGGCCGGGUACCCUCCCUCUGUCUCCGGUGUCCCCGGCCCCUACUCCAUCCCCUCUGUCCCUUUGGGAGGAGCCCCCUCUUCUGGCAUGCUGAUGGACAAGCCGCAUCCACCUCCCCUGGCACCAAGUGAUUCCACUGGAGGAAGCCACAGUGUUCGCAAAGGUUACCGGAUCCAGGCUGACAAAGAGAGAGACUCCAUGAAGGUCCUGUACUAUGUCGAGAAGGAGCUGGCUCAGUUUGAUCCAGCCAGGAGGAUGAGAGGCAGAUAUAACAACACCAUCUCGGAACUCAGCUCCCUGCAUGAUGAUGACAGCAAUUUCCGCCAGUCUUACCACCAGAUGCGGAAUAAGCAGUUCCCUAUGUCUGGAGACCUGGAAAGCAAUCCUGACUACUGGUCAGGUGUCAUGGGAGGCAACAGUGGGACCAACAGGGGGCCAGCCUUGGAGUAUAACAAAGAGGACCGUGAGAGCUUCAGGCACAGCCAGCAGCGCUCCAAAUCUGAGAUGCUGUCGCGGAAGAACUUUGCCACGGGCGUGCCGGCCGUGUCGAUGGACGAGCUGGCAGCCUUCGCAGACUCGUACGGCCAGCGGUCGCGGCGCGCCAAUGGCAACAGCCACGAGGCGCGGGCGGGGAGCCGCUUCGAGCGCUCGGAGUCGCGGGCCCACGGUGCCUUCUACCAGGACGGCUCGCUGGAUGAGUACUACGGGCGCGGACGCAGUCGCGAGCCGCCGGGAGACGGGGAGCGUGGCUGGACCUACAGCCCCGCACCCGCACGCCGCCGGCCGCCAGAGGAUGCGCCUCUGCCGCGCCUGGUGAGCCGGACCCCGGGCACCGCGCCCAAGUACGAUCACUCGUACCUGAGCAGCGUGCUGGAGCGCCAGGCGCGGCCGGAGAGCAGCAGCCGCGGGGGCAGCCUGGAGACGCCGUCCAAGCUGGGCGCGCAGCUGGGCCCGCGCAGCGCAUCCUACUACGCCUGGUCGCCGCCAACCACAUACAAAGCUGGGGCCAGCGAGGGCGAAGACGAGGACGACGCGGCGGAUGAGGACGCGCUGCCACCCUACAGCGAGCUGGAGCUGAGCCGCGGAGAGCUGAGCCGGGGCCCGUCCUACCGUGGGCGUGACCUGUCCUUCCACAGCAACUCGGAGAAGAGGAGGAAAAAGGAGCCCGCCAAGAAACCCGGCGACUUUCCAACCAGGAUGUCCCUUGUAGUCUGAUACUUAUAAGACACCUCUCUGGAUGACUGGAAAUCAGAUGCAGACUAUGGAGACAAGACCCAAAUCUGAGAGCCGGCAAGCCUAGGAUCUUCUCUGGCCAGCAACCACCUUGGAAGCUUUGCUGAUCUCUGCUUUGGCAAGGGAUCCUCCUUUAAGAAGGCUGAUUUCAAAUCUUAGUGCCCAUCUAUCUCGAGCAACUUACCAAGAAAACGCUCUGUGAGAACAUAUCACGUAAUAACCGACCAAGUUUAUCUUACACCCCCACCCCCACCCCCAUUUCCUUAGCAGAAACAAGACUCUGCGUCCAGUUCUGAAGCUGGAAGCUUUGAACCCCUGAUCUCUAGAAAUUACCUAUGCCUGCAGUAUGUUUUUCUACGAGUGCUAUUCUGUGCUUAGACAGAGGAAUUUACUACUACAGUUAGAAGACCGUCUGCUCACAAGAGAGAUAAAUGGUAAAAUGGACCUUGUAUCCCCUUGCUUCCAGUCACUGGUCAAUGAGUCUUGUUAUGCUAAAACCAGAAGGCCUUUAGUGAGCGUACUGGCCGUGACCUCCUGGGCAAUCACAGAAAUGGCUUCAAUUUGCUGCUCUGACUCACAAUUCUAAGUGGCUGGGACAAACAGAGGAGAGCAUUUUGAAAAACCAUCUUAAGUGGUCUUUCUUUUUCCAUUCAGAGGACACAAACUGCUUUUCAUCUUUCUGUCGAACAGAGUGACAAUCCUAAGGUUCUCCCUGCCCAGCCCACACUGGUCCCUCUCUUCCCUCCCUCUCCUGGUCUUUUCAGGGCUGGUGCCUCUGAGGGUGUUCCACUCCAUGCUUCAGUGUGAAUAGCUUGUCAUCAGGUGCCUUUGACAGAUGCUUCAAACAAACAUUUGAGAGAGAAGAAAAGCAGAAGUCGGUGAUACAAAAUGAACAGGAAAUGAUAUGUAGGCUCAUUAUAUUUUGAAUGUGGGUUGUUUCCCCACAAACACACUCAGAUUUGUUUUUGUUUUUAUUUUUGGAUUUGUACUUCACUUAAGAAUUAUUUCUACCAUCCUGAUUCUGCAGCUGUUGGGCACCAGGGAAUGUGGUGUCCACAUCUUUUGGCCUCACUGGCCCACCACUAUUGAUGCUUUGGGGAAAAGAAGGACAGCACUUCCUCUUCCUGCCAUUGCAAAAAAAAAAAUUGAUUUUUGCCUGAAUCCCAAAUUGAACUUUUGUAGGUAAACUGCAAAAGUGGCCACAAACUCUUCCCCUCUCAUGUUCCUGUGAAGGGAUUUGUCCUCUUGCUGCCACAGGCCCUGCCAAAUGCACCUCAGCUAUCCUACAUGAUGAGAGAAGAGCCUGGUCACCACCGUCAUUAUCUGUGCCCAUCUUAUCAACUUUAAGCAGACUUGGAAGAACAUCUAGCCACGACCAACAAAAGAACUGCCUAGCUGAGCCGAGCCCAAACUGGAGAUUCCCGCUUGAGAGGAGACAUUCAGCAUUCCUGUGUUCAUUUAUCAUUGACGAUAAACCUCCCGUCAGAAUAUUUGUCUCUGGUCGGUUACUCACCCAACCUUGGGUGUCACACAACCUUCACUUUUGUUAGCAGACUUUUCAAUCUGCAUUAUUGUGGUGAGACACGUGACUGGAUGAAGUGACUGGAGCAAGGGGAUGCUUGCUAUCCCCUAAUCCAGUGGUGGUCUACUUCUACUUAUUGAUCUACAUGUAGUCUCUGAUUCACUGGUCAGUAUUUCCAUGGCCACGUGACUGGAAUUCCAGAGUCCAUUCUGUUAGCAUCCAUUAUACUUCAUGAGAUUUCCAGAAAAGGUCCUCUGUGAGUGGUGUAAGAGCUGCUGGGUUAGGGUGGGUGUUGGGGGGUGGAAUCAUUACUUGGAGGAGAACUGGCCUGCCAAAGGACUUCACGGUUGCUUUGGCCUGCCCUAGAUGGAUCAGGAGGAUACUUCAGCCCAAUGCUGGCACUUCCAAGGGCUGGAAGACAAAAGCCAUAACCCUUGUGCUGAGUUUUAGGUUUGUUAGUGUCCCUGGCCUCAGAACACCUAGGUCUGAUCUGUCUGUUUGGGCUCUAAAUCAAUAUGGCAAAAACAUCAUUUCUUAGUCACCAGCUUUUGAUUUCAACUUGCUCAGGCACUUUUGAAGAAUAUUGGAUAGCCGCAGUAGCUAUUGUUAUACUGAGCACUGUGUCAGGCUUCUUAGCACCAAAGAGCCCCAUAGCACAGGCUACAGAGACCAAAUAUAUUGCUUUAUAGAGCCAGGGGCGUGUAUGAGCUUGGGGAAAGCUGAGGGAUCGAUGAGUGAAAGAAAAAAGUUAAAAUUGGAAACAUAAGGUUCUAAAGACAACAAGUCUAUAGGCUGACAAAUUAAAAAAAAUUUCAAUGUAGAGAAGAUAACAGGCUUUCAAUAUAACGGGGGAAAGUGGGGCACAGAUUGUUCUUUAUAGGGCAUGAGUCACGUGGGCUUCCAGACCUUCAGUACAGAGGAAAUUCAGUUGCUUCUGGGUCCGUGGAUAGGAGAUGAUCUGAAUGGACAAGGCUAAGCUGGCCGUCCUUGAUGCCCUCGACAUUUCUUUACACACCCCUUUGUUUCUUCUCCAAAUACUGUGUCCUGUACAGGAAGUGCCUAUGCGUAUUAGUUCCUUUCCUGUUUUUCUAGGGCAUAAGCAAAGUGUAAGAGGUGAUCUCCAUCCACUGAUCCCCUACAAUUUAAGAAGGAAGAUAAGUCAUGCCCAAGAAAGGAUGAGUAUAUUUUAUGCAUAUGAUAAGAAAUAGUGCUAUGGAUAAAUUAUAAUAAACCCAGAGAUUUAAAGUUUUCUUUAAAAACAAAAACCUUAAAUGGGAAUAUUUUGAUAUUUAAGUGUUGUGUGUUUGUCCAUCCAUCCCAUUUUUAGGACAUGCUCAGUGAUCUGCAAAGCCAGGCUGUAGAAGUCUGAGCUGAAAGGAGGUGAAGGAGAAGAGAGAGGGAUGAGUGGCCUCAGGGAGGAGGGAAGAGAGUAGAGGCCCGCUUACAGGAGCUUCUGUCUCUGUCUGUGACUCACAGCUGAGUCAGGGACAAGCUGGAGGAGGGAGUAUGGAAGCAGGUGGCAGGAGAGGUCCCCUGGUGCUCAGAGCUCUUCUCUAGGCUAUGUAUAGACUCAUUAGGAGACUCAGGACUGUAUUCAGUUCUUCCAUCCAAGCAAGCCCAGGGGAGCUUGGGAUUUAGUCCUCCUGGCACUUGUAUCUACAGCUUGGGGUGCAGUAGCACCUCACAUGGGUUGGGGACCUCACCUCCCUUCUCAUGAUCCUCACUCUGCAUGUGGUGUAGGGGUGGGCACCCCAGGGUGAGAGGGGGCUGGCGCUACAUAUAAAAAUCUGGUUAGAUCCGAAGCAGUCUUUGAGAGGAGUGGAGUAACUAACAGACACCGCUUUGGCUCAUCUGCUCUCCAUCCAUUUCUAAAUAGAUGGAUAAGCCAUCAUCCACAUUUAUGGAGUCACAAACCAGUCAGAUCUUUAGAUUCCCAAUCUAUAGGCCUUUCCUGCUGGAUCUGUGUUUUUGCAAAAUUGCCUAGUCAUAAGAAUUACUUGCCUAGGGACUGGAGAGAGAUGGCUUAACAGUCAAAAACACUGCUUUAGCCGAGGACCCGAGUUUGGUUCCCAGCACUCUACUAAUGCUCACAGCUGUCUGUAACUUCAAUUCCAGGGACCCACUGAUCUCAUAGAGCAUCUGGGAGCACUAAACUCACAUGGUACGCAUAUAUACCAUCAAAAAACUCUCAGGCACACAAAAUAAAAAUAAAUACAUUGUUAAAAACUGAAAAAGAAAGGGGCUGGAGAGAUGGCUCUGUGAUUACGUGUGCUGGCUACUCUUCCAGAGGACCCACAUUCAUUUUUCAGCACAUGGAGACUCCCAGCACCAGUUCAGACACACACACACACACACACACACACACACACACACACGAAGGCAAAAUACACACCUAACAAAGAAAUAAAGCAUUUAAAAAUACUUGGUAAAACAAUUACUUGCCUGGGGGACUGGGAUGUGGCUCAGUUGGUAGAGCGCUUGAUUAGCAUGCACAAAGCCCUGGUUCAAUCCCUAGCACAAUAAACUAGGGGUAGUGGCACAUGCCUGUGAUCCCAACAUCUGGGAGAGUUUCAAGUUCAAGGUCAUCCUUGGCUACAUAGUGAGUUCAAGGUCACCCUGGGCUGUAUGAUACUCUGCCUUAAAGAACCAAACACUGAAAAUAACAAUGAAAAAACACAAGGAUUACUGACUGCCACUGUCACAAAUGCUGUUGGACUGUACCUUGGAGAAUGGAUGGGUGGAUCUGGAGUAAGGAUUUGUAUUCUGAACAUAUCCUUUUAGAAUGCCUUGUGGUAGAUGCAUUUGGGUGGUGCUAUACUGGAUCAUACCUCUGGUGCACCCCUAUCUGCUGGCCAGGAAUAUUGUUUGUGCUGUGGAUUAUUUCAUUCCAAUAUCACUGUGAGGUCCCUCUAACUUCCUUAGGUCUGGCACUGGUGUGGCAUCCAGCAGUCCCAGCUAUGACACUGGAGAAUGGCUCACCAGAGUCAGGCUGAAAGGAAACAUUUAAAGGGAGGGGGUUGGAGGACCUCCCCCCGGGAGGCUUCUUGACAUGUUCCAACUCCCAGAAUAGUGAUAUGUUGUGACAGGCUGAGAUCAGACAACAGGAAUUACAGACAAUUUUCUUAUUCCCUUACCAUCCUGAAUAAAACUUAGCUCAUGAAUAGAAAAAAAAAAAAGCCAUCAGAGAAAAUGGCAAACGUAAAUCAUUUUUAAAGGGUAAAAAUUAAAAGCUUUGCUAAUAACAUAACUUUCAUGCUAGGACCAAAAGUGGGUGGAGAAAAAAAUAGUAAAAUAUAUAUUACCUAUUCCAAAACUGAUUUAAUUGCAGCCAGAAUCUUAUGGAAGUUUAGAAGUGAUGUAUAGAGUACAGGAAUCACCCAUGGAAAUUCUAAGGUCUUAGAAAGCAAAAGGUUCCCUACCAGGACCUACCCCCUAGUCACUUGGGAUUACCUGUGAAGCUCAAAGGCCCUAGUGGCAUCAAAGGUGAGUAAGAAGAAGCCGAGAUGCUUUAAGCAACAGCGUGAGGUUGGCAUCAACGGGGCACAUUUGUUCUUCACAGCAAGCCCAGUGUUUUCCCAUCUUACCCAAUGUGGAGCUGGGUCUGAAAGUGUGCCAAGUGAUCACCUAUUGCCAAAUAGCUUUUAGUCUUUAGAUGGCCUUCUGACUGUCCAGGUCCUAAGCCUACAGUAAUCACGGGCCCAGCCUCUAGUGUGUUCUCUUCCCAAGCAGGUGGAUAGUGGAGAGAGCCCUGACUCAAUAUUCACUCACACAUCAUUGGUGAGGAGAAGCUAGGAAGGCAGGCAUUUGCCACUUCAUCUAUCCACAGGAGGUUCCUUGAAGUCUGCCCUGAGAAGGAGGUGUCUUUGCUGGGGAGGAUCUUCAUCAUCAGCAUCAAGCUGUGAGGGGAAAGGCUUUGACAAAAGGGUUGCCACUUUCUGAAUUCUUCUCAAAGAGGAAUUUCUAAGCCAAGCUACAGAUUCAUCCAGGCUCAGAAUUCCAUGGCUGUGGGCAGGAGCUGUCAUCUUCACUAUAUUUUGAGAUACAUUUUUUUUUAGGUAGAACUCGAGGUCCAGAUCUAGAGGGGGAUAAGGACGAUGAGAAGGAUAAAGUUGUGGCAGUUGAGCUAAAAGUCAUGUUCGAGUUUUUUGGUGGGUCUGACUGGACAGGGGAAAAUGUGGUCCGACUUCUUUUAUCUAAAAGUUUGGGAAAGAUACCCAUAGCUUCUCUCUUGCCAUGUUUAUUAACAAAGAUGUUAGACACUACUCCAUGAGAAAUGUCCUUGUGAAAAUAAAAACCAUGCCAUCAAAAGAGUCGGGUGCAAAGAUGCCUACUUCAUGAGAAUCACCUGCCCAGUUGUUUUUGUGCCUUGUCUGUGACAUCAAAACUGAAACACUUAUAUCACUGUCACUCAUGGUUUUCUUUUCCUGUGUCAUACAUACAAAGUGCAUUUGAUUGUAAUGAUUUAAAGUAAAUAAAGCAUUUCAUCUACUUUUGUUAUAAA
Mus musculus (house mouse) is the source of this 8306-nucleotide messenger RNA. RefSeq names its product immunoglobulin-like domain containing receptor 2 (gene Ildr2). Gene Ontology annotation, cellular component: endoplasmic reticulum membrane; nucleus; bicellular tight junction. Lineage: Eukaryota; Metazoa; Chordata; Mammalia; Rodentia; Muridae. The record is from RefSeq and is a predicted model, not a curated record. Gene Ontology annotation, biological process: negative regulation of T cell activation. The coding region runs from base 373 to 2265 and encodes 630 amino acids. The transcript is spliced from 10 exons.